ACUGGCCGCGAAAAGAAGAAACCGGUGGAGCAGAGAGCGGCUGCUGCAGGGCAGACAGCCAGGCCCCCCAAAUCUGCACGCACCAGCCGGCGGCCGCCCCACACAGGGACCGGCCUUCCCGGGCCUUCCCGUCGCUCCCCGCCCUCACUCCCUCCCGCCCUCGGCCCGGCCUCCCAGCUCUCUACUUUGCGUGUCUACAAACUCAACUCCCUGUUUCCGUGCCUCUCCGCCGCCCGAGUUCUCUACUCCACACCAAGGGGCCCCUCCCAGCAUCUGCCCGCCUCCCAACCUGGGGGGACCUAACCAAGCCAGGGGGGACUGGAUCCGACGGGUGGAGCGGCCAGGUGAGCCCCGAAAGGUGGGGCUGGGCAGGGGCGCUCCCGGCCCCACCCCGGGAUCUGGUUACGCCGGGGCUGGAAUUUGACACCGGACGGCGGCGGCGGCGGCGGGCAGGAGGCUGCAGAGGGAUGGAGUUGGGCCCGGCCCCCAGACAAGCCCCGCGGGCUCCGCCAGCAGCAGGUCCCUCGGGCCCCAGCCCUCGCUGCCACCUGGGCCCGGAGCCCCACACCCGAGGGCGCAGACUGGCUGCCAAGGCCACACUUUUGGCUAAGAGAGGCACCGCCAGGUGCACAGUCCUGGGCAUGAGCCGUUUGAGCUUCGGGGGAAAGCCCAGCACUAAUCCCAGGAAAGGUGCCUAGAAGAACACGGUCCAGGACCCCGUGCUGCCUCAAGAGGAGGGUGGGGGAACAGCUCCACAAAGGCUGAUGGGCGCUCCUGGUGUUGAUAGAGAUGGAACUUGGACUCGGAGGCCUCUCUGCACUGUCCCACUGCCCCUGGCCUAGGUGGCAGCCUGCCCUGUGGCCAACCCUGGCCGCUCUGGCUCUGCUGAGCAGCGUCGCAGAGGCCUCCCUGGGCCCCGCGCCCCGCGGCCCCGCGCCCCGCAGCCCUGCCCCUCGCGAAGGCCCCGCGCCGGUCCUGGCGCCCCCCGCCGGCCACCUGCCGGGGGGACGCACAGCCCGCUGGUGCAGUGGAAGAGCCCGGCGGCCGCCGCCGCAGCCUUCUCGGCCAGCGCCUCCUCCGCCCGCGCCACCAUCUGCUCCUCCCCGCGGCGGCCGCGCGGCAAGGGCUGGGGGCCGGGGCAGCCGCGCACCGGCAGCGGGGGCGCGGGGCUGCCGCCUGCGCUCGCAGCUGGUGCCGGUGCGCGCGCUCGGCCUGGGCCACCGCUCCGACGAGCUGGUGCGUUUCCGCUUCUGCAGCGGCUCCUGCCGCCGCGCGCGCUCUCCGCAUGACCUCAGCCUGGCCAGCCUCCUGGGCGCCGGGGCCCUGCGACCGCCCCCGGGCUCCCGGCCUGUCAGCCAGCCCUGCUGCCGACCCACGCGCUACGAAUCGGUCUCCUUCAUGGACGUCAACAGCACCUGGAGAACCGUGGACCGCCUCUCGGCCACCGCCUGCGGUUGCCUGGGCUGAGUGCUCUCUCCAGGGCUUUGCAGACUGGACCCUUAUCGGUGGCUCUUCCUGCCUGGGACCCGCAGAGCCAGCGGCCUCAGCCAGGGACAGAGGCCUCAGAGCUGAGAGGCCCCUGCCGGUGAGUGAUGGACAGCAUCCCUGGAGAGGUGGAGGGACAACUGGCUAGAAGCCCCAGGACCCUCACCCUGCGGAUCCCAGCCUAAAAGACACCAGAGACCUCAGCUAUGAAGACCUUCCGACCCACUUCUCACAGACUCUGGCACUGGCCAAGCCUCGAACCUGGGACCCCUCCUCUGAUGAACCCUACAGUGGCUGCGGCAUCAGCUCCCACCCAGGCCCUGUGGGGACAGCAUUUGAAGGCGACAUUGCCGUCGGUUGGCUGAAAGUGCCUGUGCUGGAGCCGGCCUGUAUGCACUAGUGGGAGCUGGCCCCCUAUUUAUUAUUUCUAAGUUAUUUAUUUAC
Messenger RNA from Saimiri boliviensis boliviensis (Bolivian squirrel monkey), 1929 nucleotides. The record is from RefSeq and is a predicted model, not a curated record. Lineage: Eukaryota; Metazoa; Chordata; Mammalia; Primates; Cebidae.